AUGAUGCUGUGGACCCAACAGGCACUGUUUGCUUUGCUCCUCCCCACACUGCUGGCACAGGGAGAAGCCAGGCGCAGGGGGGCCCCUCAGGCCUGCAACAACACCAAGCCUGCUUUACUGAGGCUGUCGGAUCACCUCCUGGCCCACUACAAGAAGGGGGUGCGGCCUGUGAGGGACUGGAGGAAGCCCACCACCGUCUCCAUUGACGUCAUUGUCUAUGCCAUCCUCAAUGUGGAUGAGAAGAAUCAGGUCCUGACCACUUACAUCUGGUACCGGCAGUUCUGGACUGAUGAGUUUCUCCAGUGGAAUCCGGAGGACUUUGACAACAUCACCAAAUUGUCCAUCCCCACCGACAGCAUCUGGGUCCCCGACAUUCUCAUCAAUGAGUUUGUGGACGUGGGGAAGUCUCCGAGUAUCCCGUACGUGUACGUCCAGCACCAGGGCGAGGUGCAGAACUACAAGCCCUUCCAGGUGGUGACUGCCUGUAGCCUCAACAUCUACAACUUCCCCUUCGAUGUACAGAACUGCUCACUGACCUUCACCAGCUGGCUGCACACCAUCCAAGACAUCAACAUCUCUCUGUGGCGCUUGCCUGACAAAGUGAAGUCUGACAAGAGCAUCUUCAUGAAUCAGGGCGAGUGGGAGUUGCUAGCAGUGCUGACCCAGUUUCAGGAGUUCACUAUGGAGAGCAGUGACUGUUACGCGGAAAUGAAGUUCUACGUGGUCAUCCGCCGGCGCCCCCUCUUCUACGCCGUUAGCCUUUUGCUGCCCAGCAUCUUUCUUAUGGUCAUGGACAUCGUGGGCUUCUACCUGCCCCCGGACAGUGGUGAGAGGGUCUCCUUCAAGAUCACCCUCCUCCUGGGCUACUCCGUCUUCCUGAUCAUUGUGUCUGACACCCUGCCAGCCACUGCCAUUGGCACACCCCUCAUUGGUGUCUACUUUGUGGUGUGCAUGGCUCUGCUGGUGAUAAGCUUGGCGGAAACCAUCCUCAUUGUGCGGCUGGUACAUAAGCAGGAUCUGCAGCAGCCAGUGCCUCCCUGGCUGCGGCGUCUGGUGCUGGAGAGAAACACCUGGCUGACCUGCCUGGGAGGACAGUGCACCUCCCAGAGGCCUCCAGCUGCCUCCCAAGCCCCCGAGACUGACGACUGCUCAGCUGUGGGAAACCACUGCAACCAUUUGGGGGGACCCCAAGACUUGGAGAAGAGCUUGAGAGGCAGAGGCAGCCCUCCUCCACCUCCCCGGGAGGCCUCCCUGGCCGUGCGUGGGCUGUUGCAGGAGCUGUCCUCCAUCCGCCACUUCCUAGAGAAACGGGAGGAGAUCCGGGAGUUGGCCAGGGACUGGCUGCGCGUGGGCUCUGUGCUGGACAAGCUGCUCUUCCACAUCUACCUGCUGGCAAUACUGGCCUAUGGCAUCACCCUGGUCACCCUCUGGUCUGUCUGGCAUUAUUCCUGA
Messenger RNA from Perognathus longimembris pacificus (Pacific pocket mouse), 1452 nucleotides. It is a transcript of the gene Htr3a, whose product is annotated as 5-hydroxytryptamine receptor 3A. Gene Ontology annotation, biological process: chemical synaptic transmission; signal transduction; nervous system process. The transcript is spliced from 9 exons. Gene Ontology annotation, cellular component: postsynaptic membrane; synapse; neuron projection. The coding region runs from base 1 to 1452 and encodes 483 amino acids. Gene Ontology annotation, molecular function: neurotransmitter receptor activity; transmembrane signaling receptor activity; extracellular ligand-gated monoatomic ion channel activity. The record is from RefSeq and is a predicted model, not a curated record. Lineage: Eukaryota; Metazoa; Chordata; Mammalia; Rodentia; Heteromyidae.